Alternaria novae-zelandiae is the source of this 867-nucleotide messenger RNA. RefSeq lists its product as uncharacterized. NCBI's taxonomy places the organism in Eukaryota, Fungi, Ascomycota, Dothideomycetes, Pleosporales, Pleosporaceae. The record is from RefSeq and is a predicted model, not a curated record. The transcript has 2 exons. The annotation marks the transcript as partial.
AUGUGCAAAUGUCUCCGCGACAACGAAGAAGCCGCCAUGCGCCGUGACUUGGAAAAAGAAAGAGAACACAAACGCCGAGAAAACGAAGAAGCCGCAGAAGCAUUCCGACGUGGGCAGGAAGAACUUAAAGAGAAGAACCGCCGGGAGGCGGAAGAAAGACGACGGGCUCAGCAAAAAGCCGACGAAGAAGCCAGGGACAGAGCCCGCCGGGAAGCGGACAGAAAGCAGCGAGCUGAUGAAGAGGCCAGGGAGAGAAGUCGCAGGGAAGCCGAAGAAAGACGCCGAGCGGAUCAGAGGGCCGAAGAAGAAGCUACGGAGAAACGCCGCCGGGAAGAAGAACAACGACGUCGGGCGAAAGAAAAGGCCGACGAAGAAGCCAUGGAGAAGCGCCGCCGGGAAGUGGAGCAAAGGCGACGGGACGAGGAGGAAGCUAGGGAGAGAGACCUCAGGGAGGCGGAAGAGAGGCGGCGGCAGGCCAAGAAAGAAGCCGAUGAAGAAGCCAUUGCGAGAAGGCGUAGGGAGCACGAGAGAAAGAUGGCUGAAGAUGAACAGGAAAUGGAAAGAAAACGCAGAGAGCAUGAGAAGAAGAUGGCAGAGCAUGAUAAGAAGAUGGCAGAAGACAUUGAGCGACGCCGGCGGGAGCAUGAGAAGAGAUUGGCAGAAGAGGAAGCACAAGCAAAGGAGAUCGAAAGGCAGAGAAAGGCGGAGCUCGACCGACUGGCCAAAGAACAACGGGAUCUGGAUUUGAUGAUUCAAAAGUCCAGAGAAGAAGCAGAACGGAAGAAGAGAGAAAAGGAGGAAGAGGAGCAGCGAGCUCUGAGGGAGUCUGAAAGAUGGGAGCAAGAGAAGAGGUACCGAGAGGAACUA